This is a messenger RNA of Pistacia vera, 1821 nucleotides long. Its product is annotated as dol-P-Man:Man(7)GlcNAc(2)-PP-Dol alpha-1,6-mannosyltransferase-like. The record is from RefSeq and is a predicted model, not a curated record. Gene Ontology annotation, biological process: protein N-linked glycosylation. Lineage: Eukaryota; Viridiplantae; Streptophyta; Magnoliopsida; Sapindales; Anacardiaceae. The transcript has 21 exons. Gene Ontology annotation, molecular function: alpha-1,6-mannosyltransferase activity. Gene Ontology annotation, cellular component: endoplasmic reticulum membrane. Bases 48 to 1562 code for a protein of 504 amino acids.
CUUUCAACAGAAGCGGACUCUCUUCCAGCGAGCACGAAGAACUCGCAAUGGCGUCGAAAUCUUCUCAUUUUUUCAAGCUUUAUGGUUAUGACUUGCUUUUGGGUUCAGUCGCUGCUUUUUACGUGUUAAUGGUGCCCUACACUAAGGUUGAGGAAAGCUUUAACGUUCAGGCAAUGCACGAUAUUCUUUAUCAUAGGCAUCGCUUAGAUAAUUAUGAUCAUUUGGAGUUCCCUGGAGUUGUUCCUCGCACUUUUAUUGGUGCUAUACUUGUAUCUAUUUUAGCAUCUCCAAUUAUAUUAGUUAUGAGCUUGCUGCACUUGCCAAAGAUUUAUGGUCUGGUUGCAGUACGUUUGGCAUUGGGUUGCAUCCUACUAUCUACACUGCGGUUUUUCCGUAUUCAGGUUGGAAAAAAGUUUGGACAGCAAGUAGAAGCUUUCUUUGUCAUACUAACUGCGCUUCAGUUUCACUUCCUGUUUUAUUGCACACGUCCUCUUCCAAAUGUACUAGCUCUUGGUGUAGUCAAUCUGGCAUAUGGGCUUUGGCUCAAAGGGCAUUUUUAUGCGGCAUUAAAUUGUCUGAUUUUCACCACAAUUGUCUUUAGAUGUGAUAUGGUGUUACUUCUUGGUCCUCUUGGCAUAGAGCUUUUGUUGACCAAAUCAAUUUCAUUGUGGAAAGCACUAAAAUGCUGUAUCGGAACUGCUCUAUUGUCCAUAGGCCUCACCAUAUUGGUUGAUUCGAUUAUGUGGAAGAAGUUAGUGUGGCCUGAGUUUGAAGUUUUGUGGUUCAAUUCUGUUUUAAAUCGGAGUUCUGAGUGGGGUACACAUUCAUUUCACUGGUACUUCACUUCAGCCCUUCCACGCUCUUUGCUUGUUGCAUAUCCUCUUUGUAUACUUGGGUUCUUACUUGACAGGAGAGUUCUACCCUUUAUUUUCCCUGUUUUCUCUUUUGUACUACUUUACUCUAAGCUUCCUCACAAGGAGCUUCGAUUUAUUAUUAGUUCACUACCAGUUUUCAACUUAUCAGCAGCAGUUGCAGCUAACAGGAUGUAUGUUCUUGUUUGUAGUUUGUUCUACAUCAAUAGGAAGAAAUCCUUCUGGAAAGUGCUCAGUAUCAUUUUGCUAGGACUUCUUAUAAUCAGUCUAGGGUGCACUGUCAUAUUUUUCAUGGCAUCCUAUGAGAAUUAUCCCAGUGGCUAUUCUUUAAAGUAUUUGCAUCAGAUUGGUCAUCUUGCUGACAGUUCUGAAGAACAUUGGGUUCACAUUGAUACUUACUCAGCCAUGAAUGGAAUAUCCCGCUUUUGUGAAAAUGAUGUCUCAUGGAGAUAUUCCAAAGAAGAAGGCAUCCCUUUGGAAGAAUUUCAUAAGAGAAAUUUCACCUAUCUAUUGAAUGAGCAUUCUUCUGUCGAUGGAUACAAGUGUUUAUUUACUGUGGAUGGUUUCUCAAGGGUUCGUCCCCAAAUGAGUUUUCCACCCUUGUUACUGAUUAAAGAGCCCAAAGUAUAUGUCCAUGGAAACAUGGAAAACAACGAUGUCAUGCGUAAAAAGUGGCCAGGAUGCUCUUGAUUUUUUAUCAAUUCCAUAUCUGUAAUGAGCAUGACAACCUGUAAGUUCAAGUUUCCUGAUACCUUGAACCAGUUGCUUACCUGCCAUGUGAAGGCCAUCAGAUGGCAUCUCAUUUUGUAUGUGAUUGAUAAUCACUUGUGGUUUGAUAUAGAGGAUAGAAAGUUGCCUUUGAUAUCAUAUUGGAAGCAAAACCAAAAUUAUUGUUGAGGUUUUGUUCUUCCUCGAGUUUCGCCCUUUCUUUCCUUGCUUAAUAUGAGAA